GCAAAAAGUUGAGGGUGCCAAAUAAGGCCAUUCUCAGACAUACCCUUAUACAAACCAAUUUCUCUCCUGUUUGCUCCUCUUCGUGAUCUUCACACAUCCACGUCUUGUCUUUUUUUCCGCCCUUGCUUGUAAACCUAGAAAUCGCGAGAUUGGAUCGACAUAUACUCCGUGCGUUAUCUUUGACCCUUACGCAUUACGUACCCGACGUGCCUUUCUCCCUUGCAUCGACAACCUCCUGUUCCUUACUCCCCACCAAGAGCACGGGAAAUCCGAAUCAACAAGAUCCCAACGAUUGCCAUUUUCUCCCUCUUUACAUCUUUACUCUCUGAUCAUCGACCUCGAAUCUGUUUGUCCACCAUCACGUCACCUAAGACGCUCUCUAUCGUCUUCGGUUGUCAUACCUCCUAAUGUAAACGAACCGAUAUUGUACAUACUCCUUUGCGACAAUUGUCUUUGUUGGAAAGGCAUUGAAAGCAGAGCCUGAACGUACUCUAUAGGUCAUCUGCAACCGACCGACCACAAACUCGAGACAAACUACGCCAAUCAUCGUUAAACCAGCAUCUUACGUAUCUAAUUCGCUUCCUGCGACAAUACCCGAAAGCUGUUGGGCACAAUCCGCGAUGAAGUGAAUCAAGCUUGCUCAUCGUGAUCUAAACCCAAGACACGCGAUCAAUUCGAUAUGCCAUAGACGUCUCGAACUGUGCCCGAUCACCCUUUGUAUAUCUAAUAUCUGUUUGCGAUACUGAGCUUGCCCUUUGAGGUUCAAGCUGGAGUGUUCCUCAGCGUUUGGCUACGCUCCCUACGACUUCGAUACCCAAUCCCUUUUGAUUAGUACCUAAUACCCUCACAUCGUCCCACGAUGGAACGACCUCCUUCGCGGUCUUCUUAUGGGAGAACCGCUUCUCGAUCCUCAACAAGCACUACCAAUACCAGAGCUACAAUGCAUACCGCCCAUAGCGCUUUGUCUUCGUCUCAAGCUCCUGGAUCCCCCAAUCUAUCUCAAUCACAACACUCACAUCGACUGUACCAUGCGACUUGUCAAAGACCAACCAGUACCAUUCCCCGAACAACAACACGGACGCCGCGCUUGACUCGAGAAGCUAGCAGCGAGUCAACACGACAAACCGUCAUAUCAUCAUUCCUUCAAGAGAAGCUUCAGCAGUCGCGCAUGGCCGAGAGCGACCGAUCGACGACAUGGUCGCGCAGCACUGAUGUGAACUCUUCAGGCGAAUUUAGUCGUAGUCUCGGCUCUCCCAUUAAGAAUUUGGAGGCUGAUGGACAUCGACCAAAUUCUGCCGCUGGUAGUGAAUCCAAUAAAAAGAAGGGACUGGGGGUAAAGGAUAUGGAACAGGUCAUAUCAUCACUUCACAAGAAGAACUUUGACCUCAAACUAGAACUGUACCACCGCCGGGAACGACAGACGGCAUUAGAAGACAAGGUCGAAGCCCUUGAAGUGGAAAAGUCACGAGCUGAAGAGAUGAACGACCACCUUUCGCAAGAGUUAGAGAAGCGCGAUAAGGCAAUUGAGGAGGCGGUCGCUAUGAUUGUGACUCUUGAAGCCAGACUUGAGCAAUACGCCAAAGAACGUUCCAUCAUCGAGCAGAUCGAAGCCGAAGGCCAAUACGCCGCACCCACUUUCGACCCAUGCUACGAAGAUCCCAGACCCGCUACUCACUCGCCGGAUAUGAUGAAGCAAAUGGGAAGUGGCAAGGCCAUUAAUCGCAUGCCGAGUUUCCUCUCCGACCACAGUGAGACAACCGAGAACCUGCGAAAUGUCUAUCUUGGCACCAGGGGUAGCAUUCUCAGUCUUGCGCAAGUCCCUGAAGGCUCUAAUGAAGCUGAUAACGGCCGGAACACAGCCCUGGGCAGUCCAAGCCUGAGCGUUUUGAGCGAGAGCUCUUUUGUCAGCGUGUAUGGAUCCAAAGAACACGAUAGCAGCGGCAUGCAAGAUGUGGACGAGCCUCUUGCUCUUGAUGGUGCUGAUAGUCUUCCAGCUAAAGCUAGUGCUAUCAAUAGGCCAAAGACGGCCUUUGUCAAAUCGCAUGCCUCACCUAACAGAUCAACUCGAUCGAACUCUCUCUCGACUCGUCAAGCGCAGUAUGAUUCGAUCAAUAACGUAAUCGAGUACAACUCUCCUGCGCGAAAGAGUGACCGAAGCUACGCUUCGAAGAAGAUGGAAGAACGACCUCAAGGUCGGGAUAAGGAUGGAGCCGAUGUGUUCACUGGCCGUUCUGCCAUGCCUGUUAACCAUCGACGCACGAAGGAGGAGAAGCGUGAAUCGCUUCGAAGAGUCAUCACGGAUGCUCCUGGUGGUGUCAGGCUACAUGAUCAAAAUCUGCCACCAACGCCAGACACCAUUUCUACGUCUACCUUGCGACGGUUCCAGAAUUCUAGCGACACAUUGUCCAAGCAUCCCACAAUGCAACGGAGCCACGGUGCUCUUUCGGAGACAUCUGAAAAUGAAGGAAGUAUGGGAAUGCACUCGGGUGUUCAACUACAGGAACCCAUGCGUGCAGUCAAGGCUUCGGCUCAUAUCAUCGAUCUGAACAACAGAGCUUACGCCGAGAACCGGGGAAGGUCUAUCCAGCGUCCCCGGUCCGCUGACGAAACUACCAUAUCGAACCGACGAGGAAAUGAUUGGGAUACCGACACCGACGAUUCAGACGUGGAUUCCCUAGAUUCGAGCCUCGAUAUCUGGAUGCGCGAAAGCGCCAAGCCUAACAAGAACGGUGGACGAACCUCGCCUGAUCUGUUCAGCUUUCCUUCAAGCGCGACUAAGGGCGGCUGGUCGAUGGAAGCCAUGUACGGCGCUGGAGGUGCAAGCAUAGGCACCGAUUCUGAAAUGAUUAGAAAUCUGUUCCCUGUCCAGCAGGAACUCUUCUCGGCCUCACUACCUCCACCACCUCCCAAUAGGCGAUCGAGUCUGAAUGCUCAGACAGUAGCACAGCUUAAGAUCUCGAACCCGAGUCGUCCACCUGCCAAUCCGAAAGCUUCUAAGUCAGGCCGUAAGAAGGGACAUCAGAGGAGGAACAGCGACGACAUCCAGAUGAGAGCGGAAAUGCAGGCUCAAGCACCGCCUGCCGGGGAACAGAAAAAGAACCAUUAUCCACCCAUUUCAGGCCAGCCAGCUCAGAACAAAUUCGCAAAGUUCUUCCGCCGAUCGUCAACUACUGCCCCAUCCCCUACUCCAACGUCGGAGACUGGACCUACUGAACCACCAAGCAAUGGACUCUCCUCAAGCGUUAAUGGCGCAUCAGGACUUCCACCAUGGAUCAGCCGGACAGGCGUGGCAGAUGAGGAUCGCGACAGUGCGACACCACCACCAAUCAUGCGGAGCUCUCGCCAUGGUCGACAUACAUCGGUCGACGUGGGUGACGACUCGAUCAUGAGCCAGGAGCCAGGUACCCCAGGCACACCAAGGAUGGACAGGGAUACUUCAGAGCAAGUAGAUAGCCCAAGAGCGGGAGGCAAGAGAAGGUGGUUCGGUCUUAAAAAUAAACAAGGCUAGGAGAUUUGGAUUUAUCAUGGCAUUCAAUUUGCAUACACUGGAUUUCUUAGCGGGGCGUCAGAAUGCUCACACGCACCACAGCCGAGUGUUGGUAUGGAGUAUCACAGGCACAACACAACCAGGCGUUGUAUUUUCUUUCUCGUAACAUGGGCACUGCGGUUUGUUUUCUUUGGCGGAUGGAUUGGGUUGCUCAGGCGAUGGAUAAGGGGCGUAUUUCGGCAUUAGCUAAAUCAUGAUAGCUUGGGAGCAUCAAAGCGAGUUUAGCAUAGAUUGACAGAAUCAAUUCACACAUUCAAUGAAGGCGGCGCAUGUCACAUGUUAUGAGGAGCAAAGAUUCAUCAUUCGUGUCUCCGUCAAAAUGCCUCCCUUAUGUUCGGCCGUGGUAAAACUUGUGUACGAGAAGAGAAAGUCUUUGAGUCGUCCCAAAGGUCGUGAUCUCAUGAAAAGAGUGUUGGUACUUAAGCGAAAACCCAAGUUCCCUUGCUGCGUCCAAUGUCCUUGGGUCCGAUAGCCUGCUCAAAGGCAGCAGGUGAGACGUCGAGGUCGGUGUCCUUGCAGGCCUCGCAGCGGCUGUACCACACAUGUCAGUAGAGUUCUUGAAGAGGGAAUUGGGGGGAGAAAAUUACUCGACGACAGUGAGGGUCACGGUACCAGCAUCGCCCUGGAGGGUGAUGGUCUUGCCGCAGACAUCCUGAGUGUCGUAGAGGUUGGCACCAACGGCAGCGACCAUGUCGUCGACGCCGUGGGUUCCAGCGCAGGCGCCCUUGCCGGGGGUGUAGAAGGUGAUGUCGCCCUCGGUGCGCUUGACAGCUGGAGCUGCGAAGACGAGGGGAAGAGCGAAGAGGAAGAGCUUGGAGAACAUCUUGAAAAGAGUGUUGAGCUUGUGGUUUGUUGUAGUGUAGAGAGUGUGAUGUGUGCUGAGGGAAUGUAAUGUGCUUGAAGGAGUGGAAGUUGUUGAUGAUGAGGGAGAAGGGAAAGUCAGCAGAGGAAUGAGAGAGGUCUUAUAUAGUUGGAGAUUUGGUGGAGAGACAGUGAUUCACUGCCCUCCCCUCUCUAUUGUGUUGGUAGAGGAACAAUAGCAAUUUCUUCACAUACCG
Fusarium odoratissimum NRRL 54006 is the source of this 4605-nucleotide messenger RNA. RefSeq lists its product as uncharacterized. The record is from RefSeq and is a predicted model, not a curated record. Lineage: Eukaryota; Fungi; Ascomycota; Sordariomycetes; Hypocreales; Nectriaceae. The coding region runs from base 860 to 3508 and encodes 882 amino acids. The transcript is spliced from 3 exons. Gene Ontology annotation, cellular component: microtubule organizing center.